Molecule: messenger RNA, 1930 nt
Organism: Bemisia tabaci
Lineage: Eukaryota; Metazoa; Arthropoda; Insecta; Hemiptera; Aleyrodidae
Gene: Lnpk
Product: zinc-ribbon metal-binding protein lunapark
Biological process (GO): endoplasmic reticulum tubular network organization
Cellular component (GO): endoplasmic reticulum tubular network
Source: RefSeq, a predicted model, not a curated record
CAUGGAUGAAUAUAUACUAACGUACAUUAUAAUGUAAUAUCUUCGUCCAUGGUUACGUUUUUUGACGCAUUGACGCGCCGCUGCAAAGCUGUUUACGAAAUUUGCCCGUCAUCUAAAGCUCAUAUUUUGAAGUUAAAUCGUGUUUUUUCUUAGUGUAACUUCCGAUAGAUUGUCUGUUAAAGUGUUUUUCAUUAGCACCUGGCAAUGGUAACCCAGAAAUUCUCCCCAGAAGCUUUCAAAUUUGAUCAUCUCUCAGGUUGAGGUUAACUGCUCUUGAACUUGUAAAAAUGGGCAUUAUCUUAUCAAAAUUCAGAAAAAAGAAAUCCAGUGAAGAAGUCUUGGAAUCUAUUGAAGAGACGAUCAGCAGCAUCGAAGAAUCUCAAAAAGAGUCACAGUUGCAACAGAAGAAAAUCAGACAAUUUUCCUAUAUAUCAGUCACAUUUUUAGUUAUCGCAGCUUUCUCAUAUGUCUACUUCUUCUCCAAAACACUCCGGCGCCCUCAAACCGUGCUUAUUAUCAUACCAGUUUUAGUCUUAGGGGAAGUCUUAAGAAGAUUUAUUACAUGGUAUUAUCAAAGAAAAAUAAAGCAAACUCAGAAAAAAUUGAUUGACUUGCGCGCUCAAAAAAAGAGAAUCCUUGAUGAGGUAAUGAAUAAUGAAACUUUCAACAAAGCCAAAGAAAUUUUGGAGAAAUAUGCGCCGGAUCAGCUACCAAAAGGAUCAGGCAUGGUUGUUCCUUUACUUGGUCACAGGGCCACACCAGUCAGUGGAGCAAAAACGCCCGCAGUCAAUAACCCUGCAAAGAAAAGUUUGUUUUCUCCCGAUAAAUCAGUAGUUCCUUCCCCGACAGUCAUCAGUCGUCGGUCUCUAGUCAACUCACAACCUUCUCACAAUUUACCAAGACCCAUUUUACCCACGGAGAAAACAAUUUUGGAAAAAUUAGUGGAGUUGAUCGUGGGUGACGGGCCCAGUCAAAGAUUUGCAUUAAUCUGUAGUGCGUGCAAUUCACAUAACGGCAUGGCUCUGAAGGAAGAGUUUGAAUAUUUAGCUUACAAAUGUGCUUACUGUGGGUACUUCAAUCCAGCACGGAAGCAGAGGCUUGUAGCUCCAAAGCUUCUUGAUAGUGUAAGCAAUUGGGCUGAUGAUUCAACUCUCAAUGCAUCAAUUCCUGGGUCAAGAGGUGUUCCAUCAACAGCUUUGAGAGCGAAUAAUCUCUUAGAAGACCAGGGUGGUGAGGAUAUAAUAAGUGAUAAAUCAUCUACAAACUUGAAUCGGGUGAUGGACGGUGAGUCAAAUGGGGAAGCAGUGGGUGAAGUUGGUCAUGUAGUAGAUAAUACAUUUGGUGAACAUGUUACAAACCCAGUAGACAAUGAAAUCAGUAGAAAGGUGAUCAAUGACGAUAGCAAUAAAUUAAAUGGUGAAGUCGAUAGUGAAAUCAUAUGUCAGAAGAAUUCUGCACUCAUGGAUGAUAUGAAAAUGGAAGUGGAUGAAAGCCUAACAGAAAAAGAUCUGGGCGAGUACGUCUCGGACGAAGAGUCAUCAUCAGAAACUGAAAGUCCUCUGAAAACUGCAGAAACAGCCAAAGUACACUGAUGUAGUGACAAUAACCAGAUUCUGUAGUCCAGUAAUUCUGCGCUCCAAUUUCUAUUUUCUGAACUUCUCACUCUUAUAACAAUAAUUCUCACAAUUCAACUGUAUCAUUCAUUUCUUUUAAUCAAUUUUUUUUCAUGAAUCAAUCCAGAUAUAUUCUUAAUAUUUUUUUAAAAAAAUAUAAUUCUUGAGGUGCACUGCUUGUUUUGCACCUGACCUUAUGGCUUUCUUUCGAUCUAAAACUGACAGUUGUAGAUUACUACAGCAUAAGGGAAAACUUCGCUCAUCUCUGUUCAAUUAUUGUAAUAUAUAUAUAUAUAUAUAAACUUAUUUUAAACUUC